AUGGGGCAGGACUCGGGGGACGAGCAGCAGCAGCUGCAGCAGGAAGAGCAGCAGGACGAGCAGCAGCAGCAGCAGCAGCAGCAGCAGCAGGAAGAGACAGAAGGCGAAGGGGACAGCAGCGCAGCAGAAUCCGAGGAAGAAGAUGCUGACGGCAGCAGCAGCAAGAGCAGCAGCAGGAGCAGCAGCAGGAGCGGCAGCAGGAGCAGCAGCAGGAGCAGCAGCAGGAGCAGCAGCAAGCGCAGCAGCAAGGCUCAGGAAACAGACGAGGAAGAAGGCAGCAGCAGCAGCAGCAGCAGCAACUGCAGCAGCAGCAAAGAAGAGAGUGAUGGAGAGGAAGCAACAGACAGCGGCAGCGAGCAGCAAGAAUCAGAAAGCUGCGAUGAAGAAGAACCUGCUGCUGCUGCUGCUGCUGCUGCUGCUGCUGCUGAGGCAGAAGAGCAGCAGGAGGAGUCAGAAGCAGCAGAAGAAACAGAGGGAGAUAUGAAGGAGGAUGCACCAGCAGCAGCAGCAGCAGCAGCAGCAGCAGCAGCAGCGACAGAGGCAACUCCAGGAGCAGCAGCAGAAGCAGCAGCAGCAGAAGCAGAAGGAGAAGCAGAUGCAGCAGCAGCAGAAGCAGAAGGAGAAGCAGAGGCAGCAGCAGCAGAAGCAGAAGGAGAAGCAGAGGCAGCAGCAGCAGAAGCAGAAGGAGAAGCAGAUGCAGCAGCAGCAGAAGCAGAUGCAGCAGCAGCGGCAGAUGCUGCUGCUGCGAGUGGCGCUGCUGCCUCUCCAGAAGCUGCAGCCGCAGCUGGGGAAGCAGCAGCAGCAGCAGCUGCUGCUGCUGCGGAACCUGCAGCAGCAGCAACAGCACCAGCAGCAGCACAAGCAGCAGCAGCACCAGCAGCAGCAAAAGGAGGCGCUACACGAACAGCAGCAGCAGCAGCAGCAGCAACAGCAGCAGCAAAAGCUCCUGCUGCUCGCAAGUUCGCAAUGGGCGCUUGCCGUAUAGUGACGGUACCCCCUGCAGCAGCAGCAGCAGCAGCAGCAGCAGCAGCUGGUGGAGCAGCAGCAGCAGGCAGCAAAAGGAGUCCCUUGUGUCUUGCUGCGCUGCAGUCUGUCCCCGAAAGCUGCUGCUGCCUGCUGCAGCAAAAGCCUGUGGAAAGUGCACUGCAGCGGGAAGUUUUUGCUGUUUGCUGCGGCUCUUCUGCUGCUGUGCAGCUGGCAGCAGCAGAUGUGGCAGUCCUGGUUGCUGCUGCUGACGCAGCAGCAGCAGCCCCUGCAGCAGCAGCAGCAGCAGCAGCAGCAGCAGCAAGACGCGUUGAGAAGCACCCCAGCCUUCUACUUAAAGCCAUAGAAAGUGUCUCCGGCUGCAUCGCCAAGAUACACCACACUGACAAUUGCUAUAGGCUGCAGCUCAGCGGCUCUGGGGAGCAGCUGGAAAGAGGCUUGCUGCUGCUGCGGCUGUCACUGCAGCAGAAGCAUGGUCCACUGGUCUGGUCAAUUCCCCCGGGUUCUCCUCCCCGCCGCGACCUGACCGUGCUGCUGCUUCCUGCUGCUGCUGCUGCUGCUGCUGCAGUGGCAGGGGGCCCCGCCUUCAGGCGUUUAUAUUCUCAGUGGAAAAUAAUGAGCUUUCUGCUCGACCAAGACGCGCCGCUGCUGCUGCAGCUGCCGCAGCAGCAGCAGCAACAGCAGCAGCAGCAGCAGCAGCAGCAGCAGCAGCAAGCGGGCACGGCGCAAGACCCCAAGCAGUCGCCGCAGACUCAAGAACCCUUCAGGCAGAUGCUCAUAUUUGGAGAGCCGGAUGACGUGCUGCUGCUGCAGCUGCCGGGGGGCCCCCUCAGCAGCAGGGGCCCCCAAGUGGGUCGCAGCUUAAAAGAAGCAACAAAAGAAACGGGGGCCCUUUGCUUCUUAAGUUCCGACUUGCGGCGCAUGCGCGCGGACUACAGCAGCAACAUAACAAUAGCCCUUUUGGCCCACAGCUCUGAGGCCCGCCACCACGCCUAUCAAAUCCUUAUGACUCGUUUGGGGGCCCCCCUGGGGGCCCCCCUGGGGGCCCCCCCGGGGGCCCCCCUGGGGCCCCCCCUGGGGCCCCCCCUGGGGCCCCCUUCCAUGGGGGGCCCCAUGGGGCCCCUCCCCCUGGGGCCCCCUCCCCUUGGGGGGGGCCCCCCCAUGAGGGGCCCCCUGGGGGGCCCCCCGCCCCCUGUGGGGCCCCCGUUUCCGCUGCCAGGCCCCUUCUCCUCUGGGGGGCUGCAGCAGCGGCAGCAGCGGCAGCAGCAGCAAAACUUUAAAAGACAAAGAGAGACAGAAGCUCUAGGGGGGCCCCCCUUGAUGAGUCCUGAGAAGGGGCCCCCCUUUAAGAGACACCAGGGAAGGGGGGGCCCCCCGGGGGGCCCCCCAAACCCCACAGGGGGCCCCACAGCGCGCAUGCUGGGCGAGCAGCAAAGAGGGCACCUCAAAGCUGCUGCUGCUGCUGCCCGCGACGGACCCAUGAGGCCUUCGCCCCAGGGCCCGCCAGGUGCCAUGAGGGGGCCCCCUAGAGGGCCCCCAGGGGGCCCCCUUGGGGGCCCCCUGGGGGGCCCCCCUGGGGGCCCCCAAGGGGACCCUUCUGGGGGGCCCCGGCCAUUUGUGGGGCCCCCCCAUGGGCGCUCUCCUCUUUCGAGGGGCCCCCCAUUUAAUGCGCGAGGCAGCUGCUUUGAGGGGCCCCACACUGCAGCAGCAGCAGCAGCAGCAGCAGCAGCAGCGACAGCAGCAACAGCAGCAGCAACAGCAGCACAAGUUGUGGGCGGAGUCACAGUCCAUGAGGUUUAUACGUCUUCCAGCUCGCGGCCGCAGCUGCCCGACAGCCAAGUGCCUGCUGCUGCUGCUGCUGCUGCUGAGCGAGGGUUCCCACGAGCAGCAGCAGCAGCAGCAGCAGCAGCAGCAGCAGCAGGCAGGAGACCCCCACAGGGGCUGCGCCAAGGGGGCCCCCUCAGACCCUACGAGGGGGCCCCCGAGGGCCCCAGCUGGGAGCAGCAGGGGCCCUCUGGAGUGGACCAUUUUGAGAGCACUCGCAGCCAGCAACAGCUGCAGCAGCAGCAGCAGCAGCAGCAGUGGGGGCAGCAGCAGUGGCAGGACAAGCAGCAAAAGCUGUGGCCGGAGAAGCGACAGCAGCAGCAGUGGCAAGAGCAGCAGCAGCAGCAGUGGUGGCCUGACAACAGGCAGCAGCAGCAGUGGCCUGAGCAGAAGCAGCAGCAGCAGUGGCGCGGGAACAGGAAGCAGCAGCAGCAGUGGCCUCAGCAGCAGCAGCAGCAGGAGUGGGGUGACGGGCGGUGGCGGCAGCAGCAGUGGCCUGACAGGCAGCAGCAGCAGCCGCAACAGCAGCAGCAGCAGUGGCCGGAGCAGCAGCAACAGUGGCCGGAGCAGCAGCAGCAGCAGCCGCAGUGGCUUCAGCAGCAGCCGCAGGCGCAGCAGAAGCACUGGCCUGAGAGAGAGCAGCAGCAGCAACAGCAGCCGUGGCUAGAACGACAGCAGCAGCAGCAGCAGCACAACCAGCAGCUCCAGAAGCAGCAGCAGUGGCCUGAGGCCCAGCGGCAGCAGCUGUGGCCAGAGCAGCAGCAGCAGCAGUGGCCUGAGCAGCACCAGCAAGUACAGCAGCAGCAGCAGUGGCCUCAGCAGCAGCAGCAGAUGCAGCAGCAGCAGUGGCCUCAGCAGCAGCCACAGGUACAGCAGCAGCAGCAGUGGCCUCAGCAGCAGCCACAGACGCAGCAACAGCAGCAGUGGACUCAGCAGCAGCCAGCGGCGCAGCAGCAGCAGUGGCAUGAACAGCCGCAGCAGCAGCUGCAGCAGUGGCCGGGGCAGCAGCAGCCGCAGCAGUUGCAGCAAUGGCCUGAGCAGCAGCAGCAGCAGCUGCAGCAGCAGUGGCCUGAGCAGCAGCAGCAGCAGUGGUCUGACCAGAACCGACAGCAGCAACCGCAACUGUGGCAGGCGCAGCAGGAGCAGUGGCCGCAGCAGCAGCAGCAGCAGCAGCCGCAGCAGCAGCAGCAGCAGCAAGGUUACUGGCCGCAGCAGCAAGGUGUACAGACACCUCAACCCAGCAGUUUCGCCCCCAAGGCCGGACCCCCCGAGAGGCGGCGAGCAGCAGCAGAAAGGCAAAGGAACUCCCGGGGUGGAGGGCAGCAGCAGCAGCAGCAGCAGCAGCAGCAGCAGCAGCAGCAGCAGCCACGCAGGGGUUACAGACAGCAGCAGCAGCUGCUGCAGCAGCUGCGGCAGCAGCAGCAGCAGCUGCAGCAGCUGCAGCAGCAGCAGCUGCAGCUGCAGCAGCUGCAGCAGCAGCAGCUGCAGUCUUAA
Messenger RNA from Eimeria necatrix, 4302 nucleotides. RefSeq lists its product as hypothetical. Gene Ontology annotation, molecular function: dynein heavy chain binding; dynein light chain binding. Lineage: Eukaryota; Apicomplexa; Conoidasida; Eucoccidiorida; Eimeriidae. Gene Ontology annotation, cellular component: cytoplasmic dynein complex. Gene Ontology annotation, biological process: intraciliary transport. The coding region runs from base 1 to 4302 and encodes 1433 amino acids. The transcript has 6 exons. The record is from RefSeq and is a predicted model, not a curated record.